Molecule: messenger RNA, 1832 nt
Organism: Sinocyclocheilus grahami
Lineage: Eukaryota; Metazoa; Chordata; Actinopteri; Cypriniformes; Cyprinidae
Product: transmembrane gamma-carboxyglutamic acid protein 3-like
Exons: 4
Coding region: 96-818 (240 amino acids)
Cellular component (GO): extracellular region
Molecular function (GO): calcium ion binding
Source: RefSeq, a predicted model, not a curated record
GCGUGAUCCCUAGCUGGAAACAGGGAUGGAAUGGACUAGCAAUUGCAACAGCCUGGAAGGUCAAAAUACUUCAGAUUGAGUUCUCUUGUGGUAGUAUGGCAGCAGCGUUCCUAAAUGGCAAGGAUGCAAACUCUCUCCUCAAACGUUUUCCACGGGCUAAUGGCUUCCUGGAGGAGUUCCGGCCGGGCAACAUUGAGAGGGAGUGUGCUGAGGAGAGCUGCAGCUUUGAGGAGGCCAAUGAAGUGUUUGAAAAUAAAGAGCGAACGAUGGAGUUCUGGAAAAACCGCAGCAUCUACACAGUGAACAGCAAUGCUGAUUCCCGCUCGGAGCGGCCGGACGCUGUGUACAUGGUGGUGCCCCUACUGGGCGUGGCUCUCCUCAUCAUCAUUGCGCUCUUCCUCAUCUGGCGCUGUCAACUGCAGAAGGCCACACGUCGGCGUCCGGCCUACACCCAGAACCGCUAUCUGGCUAACCGUAACGCCCGCAGCCUCCCGCGCAUCCUGGUGCACCGGGACCCUCCCUCGCAUUCAGAGAACUCUCACGCCAAUGACAGGCCCAGCGUGGUGGUCAGCAGUGCCCAGAGGGGCGGGGCUUCAGUCACGCCGCAAGAUGCCCAUCAUCACGCCAGCCACUCUCAGAACAAUCGCUCCCUGUACGUGCAAGAUUCGUCUUUGUCCGUGGCUUCCCACCUGUCAGGGGCAACCCCACCGCCAUCCUACGAGGAAGUUACUGGCCACUUAGAGAGCAGCAGCGAUGAGACGACAGCCCCCUACAGUGAUCCUCCGCCCAAAUAUGAGGAGAUAGUGCUAGAAAAGUGAGAGUUUUCAUAAAAGAAGACACAUAUAGUGGUAACCAAACAUUAGGGAUACACUGGUUCCCAAGCACUUAUCCUAAUCUGGCUCUCACACCAAACAGAGUGUGCAGGCUAUGUAUGUGACGGUCUCCUUGUGUCGUUGAUCAGUUUGUGGACUGCACUGGUAAACGUGGUUGUUUUUCAAGUCGCAAAGGGUCCUUCUACCUUCACACUCAUGCGGCCUUCUCACCAUUUCCGUGUACCUUCACUCCUCCUUCAACCUCUCACACUGCAACCCACGGCUGCAACGGCUGCCCUUCAGAAAGAAGAGAUAUUGCCAAGUUGUGCGCUGCAUGGUAAUCGCAUCGGGCAUCGAGGUUUAGAGCCUGCUAGGAAUCGAAAGGAGCGUUCAUGUGGGAAAACAAGAUGAUGUGCCAAAUUUAAUUGGUGUAUCGUAGAAAUGUUCAGACAUGGAAUAUUUAUAGAGCGUGCGUGCUGUCCUUUCUUGUGCUUAUAAAUUUGUGAUUUCAUAGAUUCCCUUAUACCAGCAGUAUCUCUGAUCCAUGCCAACGUCCUUAGAAUUAGUAAUACAUGUAAACUGUAACACUGAUGGGAACAAAACAAAUGCAAAAUACAACAUCCAAGUCACAUAUUUGUAAAAUUGAAUAUGGCGAUUACACCGUCGUUUGGAAAAUGCACUCAAAGGUAUGCACACAGUUUGAUUGUUUACAGCCACAUACACAGAAAUGUACAUAGAAUGUAAUGCGUUUGUUUCUUAUGGAGCUGGGCCUUAGAAACACAGAGUAGUCAAUCAAAUCGUCUGCUCAGCUGCUUGUGAUUUUACGGUCAUUGAGAGAUUUUACCUCAAACGCUGUGCUCACACAAUCACUCUCCAAGACACAAAUGCACCAAAACUCAAACAAAAUACUGUGUUUGGGGCUCAAUCAUUGGAUAAUACAACAUUCCAGGCCCUCGAUUUUCUUGUUUUGUUGUUCUCCCCAUCGUACUCAGACUGUUUACAAUGUGUUUUAUUACUGUU